Diorhabda carinulata is the source of this 1161-nucleotide messenger RNA. RefSeq names its product PEST proteolytic signal-containing nuclear protein-like. The transcript is spliced from 3 exons. NCBI's taxonomy places the organism in Eukaryota, Metazoa, Arthropoda, Insecta, Coleoptera, Chrysomelidae. The record is from RefSeq and is a predicted model, not a curated record. Gene Ontology annotation, biological process: protein ubiquitination; proteasome-mediated ubiquitin-dependent protein catabolic process. Bases 132 to 602 code for a protein of 156 amino acids. Gene Ontology annotation, cellular component: nucleus.
CUUUAUUACGUCAUUGGUAAGUCAAAUUAUCGAAUGUCCUUCUGUUAGUUUUGUUGUCGAAUGGACUGGUUGUGGCGUUUUUCUAUCAUUUUAAUCUAAUAAAAAUCACUACAUUUCAAAUCGUUAGAAAAAUGAGUAGUAGAAAACGAGAUUUCACUUUAAAUGGUGGUUCGAAUGCGGUGAAAAGGGAGAGAUCUCGAUCUCGUUCACCGAGAAGAAUCAAAGAAGAACAUGAAGAAGAUAAAACUUCCAUUAAGGAGGAACCUAAAACAGACUCUAGAAAACAUUUUGAAAAUAUUAGCUUAGCCCCUAAGAAUAGAUUAAAAAGUAUGACUAUACAGAUGAAAUUAGGAGACGUAAAGAAAGAACCUCUUGCUAAGCCUAAAAUGAGCGUAGCCAAUGUUUUUAAUCAAGACAGUGACAGUGAACCCGAAGAAAUGCCGCCACAUGCUCGUAUGAGAAUGAGAAAUAUAGGGAGAGACACUCCCACUUCUUCAGGUCCCAAUUCAUUCGGGAAAACAAAACAGGGAUUUUCUGAUGCCAAUAAGCUAUUUGAAAAAACUCUAAAAGAAGCUAUGGAGAGUGCAAGGGCAGAUGAUUAACACAUUAAAUUGAAUUAAAUUAUCUCAUAUUUUGAUCUAGAUUGAAUUUUUCCCAGAGUAAGCAAAUUAGGAUCGUUGAAUGUUGCUAUGAGGUUUAAAUUAUGCUUUUCGUAAAGAUUAAAGUGUUAUUAAAUUUUUUUUUCAUAUAUAUAUAUAUAUAUAUAUAUAUAAUAUAAUUAAUAUGUUUAUAUAAGAACGGGACUGAUUUUUUUUGUAUUUAUUCAAAUAAUAAUUAAUGUACAUAAAGAAUUUUACAACACAAAUUAAAUUUAGGUGGUUGUUUAUCUAUACAUAUAAAUAUAUACUAAUCCUAAAACUCUAUUUCAUUGUAAUCUCGUCAUAGAAUAUUUGAUAAGCAGCUGCGGCCGCAGCAGUAGUUCAAACGUAUCCUUAGUACGACAAUUGAAAUUGAAACAAUUAUGAUUUUUAUGCUCUUACUUAUAUAGCGUAUCUAGUAUUGCAUUACAACAUUCUAAAAUGUAUUUCGCAUAUCUAUAUACAGGGGAUGUACCAAAUGAUCAAAUAAAAGUUCUCUUUCAAGUGGUUGGAAUUUUUUAUU